Molecule: messenger RNA, 1785 nt
Organism: Arabidopsis thaliana (thale cress)
Lineage: Eukaryota; Viridiplantae; Streptophyta; Magnoliopsida; Brassicales; Brassicaceae
Product: LOW protein: F-box/kelch-repeat protein (DUF295)
Exons: 2
Coding region: 310-1464 (384 amino acids)
Source: RefSeq, marked reviewed
GUCGGUCUCCAGUAUUUACCAGAAACGGCGGUGUUUUCCAUUGUCUACGCAUCUACCAAAAUCAAAAUCCACCGAAGAACCCUAGAAAUCGUUUUUUCUAUACAAAACUCGAAAGUAGAGGUCGAUUUAUUUCUUCUCCGACAAAUCACCAUCUUGGUUUUAUUGCCAUAGUCUUUCAAUUACCACAAGUAUGUUACUGUGUUCAACUCCUCUCAUCACUGUAAUCGAACCUGAAUGAUAUUUCAGAAUUCAGAGUCUCAAUCUCCCAACUUAGUUCCUUGAAUUCGAAAAAGGCAGUUUCUGUUAUCCAUGAUGCCAAACUGGUCUCAGCUCCCGGAAGAGCUACUCAACCUUAUCUCCAAGAAUCUAGACAACUGUUUUGAUGUCGUUCAUGCUCGAUCUAUUUGUCGUUCGUGGCGAUCCGCAUUUCCCUUUCCUUCUAGCUUAUCAACCCUAAGUUACUCUCUUCCCACGUUUGCUAAGUUCCCAUUAGUAAGCAAAGACUUGUGUACACUCAAGAAGAUCCAAAUCUUCCUCUUUAGAGCUCGAAACCCUGCUGCUGAUAUACCCGAGUAUUUUCUUGGAGGAAUAGACCAAGAUCAGUCAAAUGAUCAUAUGGAACUUCCAUCUCCUCUUCAAUGUUCUGUGAAAGUGAAGUUCCCACAAUCUGAUCCAUUCUUGGUGAACAUGCUUGACUACCAGAUCAUUCCUUUAGGCUUUCAAUACAUAAUGAUCGGUUGGGAUCCUGAAUCAUUGGCAAAUGGUUACGUAGGCGUUGCUUUUCUUCCGGUAAAGAAGAACGGAGGAGACGAAUUCGUUGUGCUUCUUCGCUACCGUAAUCAUUUGUUGGUGUUGAGAAGUUCUGAAAUGAGGUGGAUGAAGGUCAAGAAAACCUCCAUUGCUUCAUGCAAGGGUUUAGUCAGUUUUAGAGGUAGAUUUUAUGUAACUUUUCUUAACGGGGACAUUUACGUUUUCGAUCCUUAUUCGUUGGAACAGACUCUCCUGAUGCCCUCAGAGCCUCUGCGCUCGAGCAAGUAUCUGAUUCCAAAUGGCAGUGAUGAGCUUUUCCUGGUUGAGAAGUUCAACCCAUUUCCUGAAGCUGAUGUAUUGGAUUUGAGUCGGUUCGCAUGUAGAGUGAGUAGGCUAGAUGAGGAGGCUGGUCAAUGGGUUGAGGUGAUCGAUUUGGGAGACCGUGUGUUGUUUAUUGGACACUUUGGAAAUGUCUGCUGCUCAGCUAAGGAGCUUCCUGAUGGUUGUGGUGUGAGUGGGAACUCAAUUUUGUUCACCAAUGAGCCAGGCUAUGUAACGUUUGCCUAUAAAUACGGAGUACAUACAGGAAGGGCGGAAGACGAACUUAAUAUUUGGAGAUUCUCAAGAGAAAUACGAGUAAUGAUCGUCAACACAUUUCCUGUUGUGGCUCUUCGGCUUGAGAGGCAAGCUGAAAAUCUCGCUUUGGAUACCUGAGACGUACUGUUGGUUCUGUUUUUAUUAGAUUUUGUGAUCUUUAAUGGUACCCUUUGUUCUGAAGUGUGUAUGUUGUGUCACUGUGAUAUGAUGAUGACUAGAAUACUUGUCUUUGAGUUUUAAUAUUUGUUUUGUUCUCAACUUUCUUGUUAUCAACAUCAGACAAAUAUGUCUAUAAAAAUGGUUGUCUCAUGAACUCUAAAAGCUGUCUGGCUGUGUUUUUGCUAUCACAUGGCCGUGUGUUCGAAAGAAAUCCGUUUUUGUCCCAAAGUCAGAUGAGUAGCCCAACUCCAUAUAGUCGAUAUAUGCAGCAGAUGCACA